AUGACGUUUGGAGCAGCCUGCUCGCCGAGCGCUGCGCAUUACGUGAAGACUAUGAAUGCCCUGAAGUAUCGGGAUUCGGAUCCGAGAGCGGUCAAGGCCAUCACCGACUACCAUUAUGUCGAUGACUAUGUGGACAGUUUCGCUACAGAGAGCGAGGCUAUCAGCGUAUCUACCCGAGUGAAGGAGAUACACAAGGAUGCUGGAUUCGAAUUAUGCCAGUUUUCAUCCAGCUCACCCACCGUGGAGACGGCUUUAGGACCUGGUCGAGUCAAGAGCGUCGGAUGGGGUGAGGCUGAAGAGAAGAUCCUCGGAAUGCGUUGGCAAGUAGCAACAGAUGACUUCAGAUUCAACGUGGAGUAUCAUCGAGUGCCAAGCAGCGUCCUGAGUGGAGAUCGAGUCCCUACAAAGAGGGAAUAUUUGAGCCUGGUGAUGUCAACGUUUGAUCCCCUGGGAUUCCUGUGCUGCCUCAUGGUUACAGCGAAGCUGCUGCUGCGAGAGAUUUGGAGGCAGAAGAUCCAGUGGGACGAACCACUACCGGAGGAGUUAAACAAAGCCUUUGCGAUUUGGCGCAAAGAGAUGGACGCCGUGGGACAGUUCCGAUGUCCGCGCCAUUAUUUUGGGCGUGGAGCAGUCCGGGCCGUAGAGUUGCACGUCUUUGUGGAUGCUAGUCAGGCAGCAUUCGCUGCGGUGGCCUAUUGGAGGGUCACAUAUGAGGACGACGACGUGCAGGUGAGCUUCGUGAGUGCGAAGACGAAGUGUGCCCCAAUGAGAACGAUGACGAUCCCACGGCUGGAGCUACAGGCAGCAGUUCUUGGAACCAGGCUGAUGAACACUGUCAAGCAGGAGCACAGUGUGGUCAUCACGGACCUGGUGUUAUGGACGGACUCUAAGACGGUGCUGAGAUGGAUCGGCAGCACCCACCGCCGGUAUAAGCAGUUUGUUGGCAACCGAGUGGCGGAGAUUUUGGAGUCGUCGAAGGUUUCCCAAUGGAGAUGGGUGCCUACAGCCGACAAUGCGGCUGAUGAUGCGACGCGGUCGCAGAAAGGAGUCGACCUUAGCCAGGAAUCAAGGUGGCUAAGAGGACCUGCAUUCUUGAGGCAGCCAGCAGCCAGCUGGCCGGGGCCUGAGGAAGGAACUGAGCGUGUUCCAGAUGCCCCUGAUGAAGAAGAGAUGCCCAGUGAGUUUCCAUUAGUUGCGGCAGACGAUUUUGUUAUUCCGUUUCAGAGAUUCUCGAGCUUCAGUCGCCUGGUGAGGACCACAGCCUGGGUCCUACGGUUCGCGCGCUGGUGCCGCAAACAGCGAAACGAGCUCGAGGAAUACGGCCUUACUGCAGCAGAAUGUAAGGCCGCGGAGAACCUGUUGGUCAGGCAGGCACAAUUGGAGUCGUUCCCCGACGAGAUGAGGUCGGCGGAAACUGGACAGGACGUCGGUAGAUCGAGCGACAUUCGAGGGUUGGUGCCCUACCUAGACGAGGACGGGAUUCUGCAAGCUUACGGCAGAAUUGAUGCCGCACUGUGCAUGCCGUACAGUGCGAGGAGGCCCGUAUUACUGUCACACAGGCACAGUCUGACAGAGCUGAUUGUGAGAGACUUCCACGCCAUGAUGAAGCAUCAAAAUGUGGAUGCUACGAUUGCGGAGAUCCGGACAAAGUUCUGGGUCACAAAGAUGAGACGUGUGAUGCGGGGAGUCAUCUCAUCGUGCAACGAGUGCAAGUUGCAGCGAGCGCGGCCGAUGCCGCCGAUAAUGGGACCCCAUCCGGAAGACAGACUACUUUGGGCCACUGCUGGUGACUGUGUCCCGUCACAAGGAGAAGCGUUGGGUCGCCUUGUUUACGUGUUUGACGACAAGGGCGAUUCACCUGGAGCUGGCGCAUGA
Messenger RNA from Drosophila simulans, 1875 nucleotides. RefSeq lists its product as uncharacterized. The transcript has a single exon. NCBI's taxonomy places the organism in Eukaryota, Metazoa, Arthropoda, Insecta, Diptera, Drosophilidae. The record is from RefSeq and is a predicted model, not a curated record. The coding region runs from base 1 to 1875 and encodes 624 amino acids. Gene Ontology annotation, molecular function: nucleic acid binding.